Molecule: messenger RNA, 3693 nt
Organism: Silurus meridionalis
Lineage: Eukaryota; Metazoa; Chordata; Actinopteri; Siluriformes; Siluridae
Gene: ccdc61
Product: coiled-coil domain containing 61
Exons: 13
Coding region: 987-2516 (509 amino acids)
Cellular component (GO): centrosome
Source: RefSeq, a predicted model, not a curated record
UGGUCACAAGGUGUUUUAUCAACUUUGUUGUUUAACAAAGAUUGUAUAUUUAUUAAUAUGGUGACAUUUUCUUUAAGGAGACACGAGUUUGACAUUUAUGAUUUAUGAAUUAUGAAGUCUCCAGUGUCAGCAUUAUGUAAGAACUUUGUGAACUGUACAAGAAUGUACAAGAAAUACUAUGUUUCUGACACAGAAACAUAGUAUUUUAUUUUUAGGCUUGUUGUGGUUUCGCUGUAACAUGAAUUUUUUUAUCUUUACUUUUAAAUCAGUCUUGCAGAAAGAAAAAAGGCGCAAUGAAAGAACUGUCAGCAGAACAACCACAUGUUUAAAGGAACUUAGUUGUUUUAACGUUGCACGAUAUUUAAUACAUUUGAUUUGCAUUUUGGUUUUUAUGAAAAGAAACCAUUUUACUGUGAUUUCAAUGGUCUAUAUUGUGAAGAAAUCACGUGUGUGUAUGUUCAUUUGUUUGUUUAUUUGUAUUUUUUAAAGGUCAUGAUUUUGGUUUUUAGCUCCCCCAUUAGGUAUAUGCAACGCCGCAUACUAACAUACUAAACAGCGCGCUACGGCUUAUAUCGAGUCAUAUUUUAUACACGCUUUCUAGUACGGUAGUACGCACUAGUGGGCGUGAGCGAGCGGAUUGGCGUGAUCCUGUGAUCGACAGGUAGAAGACCCAAUUAUACGGGUUUUUUAAGUCUCUGACCAAUGGCUGAGUUUGGGGGCGGGAUUUUUUAAUUCCCGGUUGUUGUGCCGCUGUUUUCAAUUGUUUAACUGACCCACGGAGAAAGGCUUUCUGGUUAAAAUGGCGCAUCUAGAGUUAAAUGGAACCUGUUUGUAUUGAAAUUUUAACAGUGUUUUGUUUCGUGUUUAGUAGUUUUCGUGUUACAAAUGAAAAACGUUUAAAUGUAGGAUUUAUUUCACUCAAUCCAACUCGAGGAAACACCACAUCCUCUUCUGUAACGGGUUACUGAAAGUAUCCAGAAUUGAUCAUGGAAGUGGGCACGGUCAUACAAGAAGAACUGAAAUUUCGUGGAGUUGAUUUUGCCAUUAAAGUGGAACUGCAAGAUCGCUUACUAACGGUCGAGAUUUCUGAUAUCGUGACAGCAGACCAGUGGAGUGGGGAAUUCGAUCCAGCCUACAUUGAAGAUCUCACUCGCAAAACUGGAAACUUCAAACAGUUCCCUAUAUUCUGUAGCAUGCUCGAGUCAGCAGUCAGUAAGACUAGUGAGUCAGUAACACUUGAUCUGCUGACCUACUCGGACCUGGAGCUUUUGCGGAACAGAAAGGCGGGUGUGGUGGGAAGGCCCCGUGCCCAGCAGCAGUCUCCUGCUCUCAGCACUAAACGCUACCUCAUCCUUAUUUACACUGUGGAGUUCGAUAGGAUUCACUACCCUUUGCCACUGCCAUAUAUUGGUAAGCCUGAUCCUGCAACUCUUCAGAGAGAGAUCAGGGCUCUAAGGGCUGAACUAAAUGCUAUUAGGAUGCAAGGAGACCAUGCAGUGCCAGACCAAGAAACACGUCGACUGCGUGCAGAGUUAGCUGUGGUCCGGGAGGAGAAGAAUGCCCUAGCUGAGGCUCUGGAGCGGCUUCGGACAGCUGGGACUGGUUCCAAUUCAGGCGCUCGGGGACUCAGGGAAGCGUUGCGCAGCCUUGAGGAGCAGCUUUUGAGAGAAAGAGCCAAAAGCCAACGCUCAGCAAGCAAGAGGGAUCAAGAACAGCGCCAUCUAAUGGAACAGUUGGAGGAUCUAAGGGCCUCGGAGCGAGCUCUACGUAUACGUGUGAAGAGUCUGACCACUGAACUAGCCGUGUUACGCAGGGGGAGGAUUACACCGGUUCUGUCUGGCCGGAGUGGGUCCAGGGGUGAGGCAGAUUUUCCACGGUCCGCCUCAAGGGAGCGUGGUUUACCCCGAGCAGGAGUAAGAACUCGCUCAGGGUCCAGAGAGAGAGCGGAGGAUCACAGCAGGAGGUCAGAAGAUAGAGGGAGAAGAUCAGGUUCUUCAGGAGCACGCAACCACUUGUCACGGCCAUUACCAUCUCCAACAGGGUCCCGGGGGCCUCGUUUUGACCCAACAUCUUACAUUCAAGAGCGACAACGACGCCAAAAAGAAACAGAAUUGAAGAACCAAAGAAAAGUUCGAAGGGACAUGUUGGCAUCACCAGCUCUGAAUGAACGCGGUCGUUCACGGUCCAGAGAGCACGGUCCUCAGCUGAUCAGACGAGGGAGUGGCGGCCGGGGCAGGAGCACAUCUGUGGAGAGCAGGAGGAGUCGUCACUCUUCUGAAAGCUCAAUGGCUGAGUUUGAGGAUCUCGCCAAGCCUCUAAAUAGCAGGGGAAGAAAACUAGCGUAUAAUGGUCCAGCUGAGAUGAGAGGAAGACACUUGAAUAAAAAGCCAAUGUGUAGCACUCCAACACAAAGAGUAAAAGAGAGUUCUAUGGAUACAGGAGCAGACCUGUCUGAGAUCGAUGCACGCCUCCAGGCCCUGCAGGAGUACAUGAGAGACCUGGACACAGGACGCUAGUAAUAAUUGGUGGAAUUGAUCUUUAAGGGUUUUAUUGCACAAGCAGGUGAUGACAUUCAUCAGAAUGGACAAUCAUUAAUUUUAUCUCGCUGUUCAAAUAGAGAUGCAGAAAUUUCCCGGUUCUACAAGAUUAUCUGCAAUUAUGGAUUGCCCCCCCAUUGACUAACACUGACUUGAAGGACUCUUGGGUUUUAUGUGACUAGUUGUAUAUGCUGUGUUUGUGAAUUAGGAUAUUUGUAUGUGGUGUAGCUCUUGUUUUAACCAAUUUGUACACAUUUUAUAACAUUUUUAUACAAAGAUUUUAAUUCAUAUUUCUUUACCUAUAUCUUCAAUUCGUUUUCUAAGAUAAUGUCCCCUUAUGGUGGUGACAUACAACGGGAUUGUGGUUGACUGAUUAAUUGUGAUCCACUCAUUUAUAUCUAAAACCUUUUAAGGUUUGUUUUCAAACAUUAGCACACAUGCAAAGUUUACACAAUGUUUUAACUCGUGUCCCAGGUGAUAUGAGAUGUGAUUGAUCAGCUCAAUCAUACUUUGCAUUAUGUUUUAUUACACCAUUGGAACACCAAGGUGAAUACUGCUACGAAGAAAUAUACGCUAAUUUUCUGCUGUUUAGCAAACCUAUCCCUUUCCUUAAAGGUCUUGUUUGUGAGUCAGUUACACUAUUUGCAUAUAAUGGAUUUAUACACAUUUAUUUUACAUUUCAACCAUUAAUUUGAUGAUAUUGCACAGACUAAUGUCUAUGAGCUAUGAAAGUUUUCAUCUCUUUGCCUCCUUUUUCCCACAGGUGAGUUAUUUGGACCAAAAAGAGAUUUAGAUAAGCAGGCAUUUCAAUGCACCAUGUACAUUAUUUAUAAACAACAUUAACCUGGAAAGCUCCAUUUUUAAAUUGUAGAAGCAAAAAUGUUUUAGAUGAUUAAUGUUUUUUGUGGGUUUUGACUACAAAAAGGAAAUAUUUUAUUUAGGAAAGAACUGUUCCUUUAGAUGGUAAAUUUUUUUUCUGACCUGCAAAUUACUGGCUUUCCAUAAUGAAUACCUACCUGUACGCUCCACUAAAUUGUUAGUGAAAUAUGGGCCACAUGGUGUAAUAAGCCAUAAUUUAUUUAUUAUUCCACCGAAAUGUUUUCACAAAGUUGUUAUUUAGAGCCUCAGGCUGUUAUGAAUAAAAUGAUAAAAAGAA